CUCUCUCUUUCCCUUCCAACCUCAUCUCAUUCCAUUUCCUCUGCAGUACUCAAUUGAUCCCUUUGUUUUUCUAUUCGCAAACUGAGAAAAACUCUUUUGUGUGUGUAUGGCCGGCAUAGACUUGGGUUCAGCAUCACACUUUGUUCAUCACCUUCAACGCCCUGACCUUGAAGAUGAUGAUAAUAACCAAGACCAAGACCCGAGCAACAACCAUCACGAGGGUCUUGACCUAGUUUCGCCAAAUCAAGGCCCUGGUGAUGUUGUUGCUCGUAGGCCAAGAGGGAGACCUCCGGGUUCCAAGAACAAGCCUAAGCCACCGGUGAUCAUCACAAGGGAGAGUGCAAACACUCUUAGGGCACACAUCCUUGAAGUUAGUAGUGGUUGCGAUGUGUUUGACUCUGUGGCCACUUAUGCAAGAAAGCGUCAACGGGGAAUCUGUGUUCUUAGCGGCAGCGGAACUGUUACCAACGUCACGCUCCGACAACCAGCAGCUGCCGGAGCAGUCGUGACGCUUCAUGGAAGAUUUGAGAUACUUUCUCUAUCAGGAUCCUUUCUACCACCUCCUGCUCCACCAGGGGCCACAAGUUUAACUGUGUUUCUUGGUGGAGGCCAGGGACAAGUGGUAGGAGGAAAUGUUAUUGGGCCUUUAGUGGCUUCUGGGCCUGUUAUUGUUAUUGCCUCGUCGUUUACUAAUGUAGCGUAUGAAAGGUUGCCCCUAGACGAAGACGAGACUCUUCAGAUAGAACAAGGGCAACCUUCUGGUGGUGGUGGCGGUGUCAGUGGUAGCGGUGUUAAUAACUCUUUUCCAGAUCCUUCUUCAGGGUUACCGUUCUUCAAUCUACCUCUAAACAUGCCUAAUUUGGCCGUUGAUGGUUGGGCCGGUGGGAACUCUAGUGGUGGAAGACAAUCUUUUUGAUGAUGAGGAGCUUCUUAAUUUUUGAGAGGGCACAAAAGGUGAGAAGUUGAACCUCCAUCAAAGGUAUAAUAUAUUGGUUUUUAAUUAAUUUUAUGAGACUUUCUUCGAGUUGUGUUGUGAACAAGUGCUGAUUUUGUAUGUCCAAGUGUCUCAUUUUCCAUUGGCUAGGUGAUGUUGUGUAAGGACUUGGUUUUAAUAUAAUUCUAAAUUCCUAGGGACAAUUGUAAAACAUUUCUGUUUGGUUGCUGGAGUUGUUAGAGACUAGAUUGUUAUUGUGCAUUAACCUUAAUUGUGGAAUAAUAAAUCGUAGUUAGUAUAAUCAAUAACACAAAUCUAUCUUUUUGGAUUAAAUAUGUAAUUUCUUUGUUUAUUCCAUGGUUUAUUAGUGUCUUAUAUAUUUGGGUGGGUAAUUUUUCUCUCCAACAUGUGAAACCAAAUUGCUCAAGCUAAGUAAUCAAGACAAAUUGAUCACUUGUCUUGUUUGUUUGGUAUUGUAGAGAAUAAUUAAUUAAAAGAAGCCUUACAUUAUUGCGUUUGACCAAGGGAAGUUGAACAUCUCUCUCUCAUAUAAUUAAGUAACUCCCACCAUGAACAAGUGGGAAGAAAAAACUAAUCAUAUUUCUUGGUUUUUGUUUCUCAUUCAUUAAUUCAAUAUGUAUGUUGUUGUGAAAGUCGUGCGUGUAACAAACUUAAUUAUUAAUCACUUAUUACGAAUCUAAAAAUUUUUUCAAAUUGGAGCAACACUUCAUACUAUAAUCUCAAUUCAAGAUUUCAACCAAGUGGUGAUGAGGCCCUAAGUAGUUAUAUGUAUGUUACAAUAAUUUUUGAAAUGUUUUAGUACUAUUAUUUGGUUAUUAUAUAUGAUGUUAAAACCAAAUCAAAACGCAUACAUAA
Messenger RNA from Arachis stenosperma, 1810 nucleotides. Its product is annotated as AT-hook motif nuclear-localized protein 23-like. Gene Ontology annotation, molecular function: minor groove of adenine-thymine-rich DNA binding; DNA-binding transcription factor activity. Gene Ontology annotation, cellular component: nucleus. The transcript is spliced from 2 exons. The coding region runs from base 107 to 916 and encodes 269 amino acids. The record is from RefSeq and is a predicted model, not a curated record. NCBI's taxonomy places the organism in Eukaryota, Viridiplantae, Streptophyta, Magnoliopsida, Fabales, Fabaceae.